Entelurus aequoreus (snake pipefish) is the source of this 5288-nucleotide messenger RNA. Its product is annotated as membrane progestin receptor beta-like. The record is from RefSeq and is a predicted model, not a curated record. Gene Ontology annotation, molecular function: nuclear steroid receptor activity; steroid binding. NCBI's taxonomy places the organism in Eukaryota, Metazoa, Chordata, Actinopteri, Syngnathiformes, Syngnathidae. Gene Ontology annotation, cellular component: plasma membrane. Gene Ontology annotation, biological process: response to steroid hormone. The transcript has 3 exons. Bases 275 to 1333 code for a protein of 352 amino acids.
ACUUCCAGGCCAGCUGCGUUGUUUGUAUGUUUUAAAUCGCCUUUAACGCCUUUUUUUCCACCUUUUCCAAAUAUGUCAUGUUGCAAUGACAUCACGCCUUGCAGCGUCUUCAAGUUGAGUUGAUCUUCUUUUAUUCCUGUGUUUGCAGGUUGAAAGGGAGUGGGUGUUAGAGUGGACGCAAACAGAGACUUCCAGUCCGAGGCACUGCAGGCUCCAGUCCAGACAGAGAUGCAGUUGCGACGGCAAUAUUGUCCAGUCCAGUGUGUUCCCGGCGAUGUCAGGAGAUCUUGUGCAGAGACUCCGCACCUUCAUCACCAGUGUCAAGCACCUGGGUCACCUGGACAUCACUCCGGCCGCCUUGCCGCUGCCCAGCCCGACCGUCUCCUACGCCCAAGUGCCCGACUUGUUCCAGGAACCCUACGUCCUGUCGGGCUACCGUCCCGUCCGGCAGAAGUGGCACUGUUACCUCCUCAGCCUCUUCCAGGUACACAACGAAAGUCUCAACGUGUGGACUCACUUGCUGACCGUACCCGUGUUGCUGCUCCACUGGCGGGUCCGAGCGGGCGCACUGGGGUUCAGCUUGGGAGCAGCCUCCCUGCCCCUGUUCCUGUUCCUGGUGUCCUCGCUGAUGUAUUUGCUCCUCAGCGCCGCGGCUCACCUGUUCCAGUCGCACUCUGAGCACGCGCACUACUUCUUCUUCUUCAUGGACUACGUGGGCGUGGCCGUCUAUCAGUACGGCUGUUCCCUCGGACAUUACUUCUACGCGUCCCAGUCGGCGUGGAGGAGCAGCUGCCUCGGACAGCUCUUCCUGCCCGGAGCCGCUUUCUUCGGCUGGCUGUCCUGCGCCGGCUGCUGUUUCGCCAAAUCCCGAUACCGCCGACCGUAUCCCGUGGGCAGGAAGGUGUGCCAGCUGAUCCCGACCUCGCUGGCGUACGCGCUGGACAUCAGCCCCGUGCUCCACCGCCUGCUCACCGCUCCCUGGGCGGAGGAGCCCUCGCUGCCCUUCCACGCGCUCCAGAUCGCAUGCUUCCUGCUGUGCGCCGUCUUCUUCUCCUGUCCCGUCCCGGAGCGCCUCUUCCCGGGCCGCUGUGACUUUGUGGGCCAGGGGCACCAGAUCUUCCACCUGCUCCUGUCGCUGUGCACGCUGUUCCAGCUGGAGGCGCUGUUCCAGGACUACGUCAGGCGGAAGGACACGCUGGUCGAGGUGUUUGGCGAGAGGCAGCUGUGGUGGGCCUGCGCCGUCUUCCCGGUCCUGUUUCUGUCUUGCGUUUUGACUGCGCUCCUCGCCAUGAGGCACAAACACAAGCAACUGCAGGCUCAGAAAGAGAAAUGAACAUGCACACGUAUCCCUCGUGGGAGGAGCGAUCGCAUUUAUUCAGAGUUGCAUAUGCAUGGGCUUAUAGCCAGUGUAUCGGGACUUUGAUUAGUAUGUAUUGCUAAUAACCAAGGUGUCGGUAUCUUUAAUUAUUGGCAGGAGGAGUGAUCGCACUGAUUAUAAAGCACAUUGAGGCUAAAUUCAAGCUUGGGGGGUGUGGAUCACAGUGCUGAUGUCCGCCAAAUACUUUGACUAAUGGAUUAUUGCAGUUCUUACUAUUUAUAGUUGUUAUUAAUAACUGGAAAGAGGAGCGAUCACACUGAUUAUAAAACACAUCAACGCUAAAUUCAAACCUGGUGGGUGUGGAUCCCAGCACUCAUGUCAAACACUUUGACAGGUGGACUUUUUCAGGUCUUGCUAUUUAAUGUUGUUAAUAACUGGCAAGAGGAGCGAUCGCACUGAUUAUAAAGCAGAUCAAGGCUAAAUUCAAACUAGGUGGGUAUGUAUCACAGUGCAUACGUCCACCAAAUACUUUGACUCGUGGGUUAUUUCAGGUCUUACUAUUUAUCCUUGGUAUAACUAGCAAGAGGAGCGAUCCCACUGAUUAUAAAGCACAUCGGGGCUAAAUUCAAACUCAGUGGGUGUGGAUCACAGUGCUUAUGUCCCCCAAAUACUUUGACUAAUGGAUUAUUUCAGUUCUCGCUAUUUAUCGUUGUUAUUAAUAACUGGCAAGAGGAGCGAUCGCACUAAUUAUAAAGCACAUCAAGGCUAAAUUCAAGCCCGUUGGGUGUGGAUCACAGCACUCAUGUCAGUCAAACACUUUGACAGGUGGACUUUUUCAGGUCUUGCUAUUUAAUGUUGUUAUUAGUAACUGGCAAGAGGAGCGAUCACAUGGAUUAUAAAGCAGAUCAAGGCUAAAUUCAAGCUCGGUGGGUGUGGAUCAUAGUUAUCACGUCCCCCAAAUACUUCAACUAAUGGAUUAUUUCAGUUCUCACUAUUUAUUGUUGUUAUUAAUUACUAGCAAGGGGAGCGAUCACACUGAUUACAAAGCACAUCAAGGCUAAAUUCAAGUUCGGUGGGUGUGGGUCACAGCACUCAUGUCAGUCAUGUCAGUCAAACAAUUUGACAGGUGGACUUUUUCAGGUCUUGCUAUUUAUUGUUGUUAUUAAAAACUGUCAAGAGGAGCGAUCGCACUAAUCAUAAAGCACAUCAAGGCUAAAUUCACACUACGUGGGUAUGGAUCACAGUGUUCACGGCCGCCAAAUACUUAAGACACAUGGAUUAUUUUAGAUGUUAGUAUUUAUCCUUGGUAUAACUAGCAAGAGGAGCGAUCGCACUGAUUAUAGAGCACUUUGGGGCUAAAUUCAAGCUUGGUGGGUGUGGAUCACAGUGCUCACGUCCGCCAAAUACAUUGACUAAUGGAUUAUUGCAGUUCUUACUAUUUAUAGUUGUUAUUAAUAACUGGAAAGAGGUGGACUUUUUCAGGUCUUAUUUAUUGUUGUUAUCCAAGGUUUUAUGUCAGUGUUAUCAAUAACUCCUACGAGGCGCGAUCGCACUGAUUAUAAAUACCGUCUCGGCUCAGAUUCACGUUUUUAAAGUCAAACUGGGUGGUUGUGGAUGACAAAUACUUUGACUCGUUAAUUAUUUCAUGUAUUUUCGUUUAUCGUUAGUAAUAACUGGCAAGAGGUCUUACUAUUUAUUGUUAUUAUCCAAGGUGUUGUGUCAGUGUUAUCAAUAACUGGCACGAGUAACAAUCGCACUGAUUAAAAAUCCUGUCUCGGCUAACCACAUUUUUUAAAUCAGGCUAGGUGGUUGUGGAUGACAAAUACUUUGACUAGUGAAUUACUUAAUGUCUUUCUGUUUAUUGUUAUUAUCCAACUGUAAUAAUAAUUGGCAGGAGGAGCAAUCACACUGAUUAUAAAGCAUGUUGAGGCAUGAAUCAAGAACAAUUGGUGUGGAUCACAAUGAUCACAUCUGUCAAAUACCUAAAUGGAUUAUUUCACUUCUUUCUAUUUAUUCUUGUUAUCCAAGAGCAGCGAUCGCACUGAUUAUAAAGCUAGCCAAGGCUCAGACCCACCUAUAAAAACAAGCUGGGUGGGUGUAGAUCGCAGCAUUCCAGUUAGUCAAACUGGUUGUGGAUUAUUUCAGAUCUUUCUAUUUGUUAUUAUCCAAGGUAAUGGUAAUAAUAAUAACUAUCAGGAGGAGCGAUUGCACUGUUUAUAAAGCACAUAAAGGCUAAAAUCAAGCCGGGUGGGAUCACAGCACUCGUGUCGGUCAAACACUUUGAAUAAUAGGUUUUUCUAUUGUUGUUAUCCAAUGUGUCAGUAUUAUUGAUAACCAGCAAGAGGAGGAGCAAUCACACUGAUCAUAAAGCUUGCCAAGGCUCAGACCCACCUUUUUAAAAUCAAGCUUGGUAGGUGUGGAUUGCAAACACUUUGACGUCUGAAUUAUUUCAGGUCUUUCUAUUUGUUGCUAUUAUCCAACGGUAAUAUUAACUGUACCUGUCAAGUGGAGCGAUCGCACUGAAUAUAAAGCAUGUGGAGGCUAAGACCGAGCUGGAUUGGUGAGGAUCGCGGUGCUAACACCAAACACUUUGAAUAAUGGAUUAUUUAAGGUCUUGCUAUUUAUCGUUGUUAUCCAAGGUUUCUGUGUUAUUAAUAACUGACAAGAGGAGCAAUUGCACUGAUUAUAAAGUUUGUUGAGGCUCGCAGCUACCCAUAAAAUUAAGCUGGGUGGGUGUGGAUAACAGUGCUAAUGCCGGUCAAACACUGACUGGUGGAUUCUUUCAGGUUUUUCUAUUUAUUGUUGUUAUCCAAGAGGAAUGAUCGCACUGAUUAUAAAGCUAGUCCAGGCUCAGACCAACCUUUUUAAAAUCAAGUGGUAGUGGAUCGCAAACACUUUGAAUAGUGAAUUAUUUCAGGUCUUUCUAUUUAUUGCUAUUAUCCAACGUAACAGUAAUUUUAAUAACUGUCAGGAGGAGCAAUCGCACUGAUUAAGUAUGUCAAGGCUAAAAUCAAGCUAUGUGGGUGUAGCUAGCAGUGCUCACUCACACCAGUCAUAUCCUUUGAAUAAUGGAUUAUUCUAGGUAUUUCUAUAUAUUGUUGUUAUCCAAGGUGUUAUUGAUGACUGGCGAGAGGAGCGAUUGCACUGAUUAUAAAAAUAGCCAAGGCUCAAACCCAUUUGUUUUAAAAUAAGCUGUUUGGGUGUAGAUCGCAAACACUUCAACUAGUAAAUUAUUUAAGGUCUUUCUGUUUGUUGCUAUUAUCCAACUGUCAAUAUUAACUGUUAACUUUACCUGACAAGAGGAGCGAUCACACUGAUUACAGAAGCAUGUGGAGGAUAAAACCAAGCUGGCUUGGUGUGGAUUGCAGUACUAACACCAAAUACUUUGACUGAUGGAUUAUCUCAGGUCUUGCUAUUUAUUGUUGUUAUCCAAGGUUUCUGUGUUAUUACUAACUGGCAAGAGGAGUGAUUGCACUGAUUAUAAAGCUUGUCGAGGCUCAGAGUCACCUAUAAAAUUAAACUUUGUGGGUUUGGAUCACAGUGCUAAUGCAGGUCAAACACAGACUGGUGGAUUCUUUUAGGUUUUUCUAUUUAUUGCUAAUAUCCAAGGUGGGAUUAAUAACUGUCAGGGGGAGCAAUCGCACCGAUUAUAAAGUAUGUUGAGUCUGAGCUCAAGCUGGGUGCGAGUGAAUCACAAUGCUAAUGCAGGUCAAACACUGACUGGUGGAUUAUUUCAGGUCUUUCCAUUUAUGGUUAUUAUCCAAGGUGUUAUUAAUGACUGUUAGGAGGAGCGAUCGCACUGAUUAUAAAGCACGUCAAGGCUAAAAUCAAACUGGGUGGGAGUGGAUUACAGCGCUAAUGCCGGUCAAACACUGACUGGUGGAUUCUUUCAGGUCUUUCCGUUCAUGGCUUUUAUCCAAGGUGUUAUUAAUAACCGCCAGGAGGAGCGAUUGCGACUGUUCAAGUAUGU